This is a messenger RNA of Oryza sativa Japonica Group (Japanese rice), 879 nucleotides long. Its product is annotated as tropinone reductase homolog At2g29360. Gene Ontology annotation, molecular function: oxidoreductase activity. The record is from RefSeq and is a predicted model, not a curated record. Lineage: Eukaryota; Viridiplantae; Streptophyta; Magnoliopsida; Poales; Poaceae.
UAUGCCCAUACAAGUAGUACUCAAGUACUCCACUCUAUUGUCUCCCUCACACACCAACCCCAAGAGAUGAUGGCAUCCAGCAGCAGCGCGCAGGAGACCGGGCGGUGGAGCCUCGCCGGCGCCACAGCUCUCGUCACCGGCGGCAGCAAAGGAAUCGGGCGAGCCAUCGUGGAGGAGUUGGCGAGCUUCGGCGCGACGGUGCACACGUGCGCCCGGAACGAGGCUACCCUGAACAGCUGCCUGGAGGAGUGGAGCGCCAAGAAGCUCUCCAUCACCUCCUCCGUCUGCGACGUGUCAGCCCGCGCCGACAGGGAGGCGCUCGCCGGCAGGGUCACCGCCAUGUUCGACGGCAAGCUCGACAUCCUUGUGAACAAUGUUGGCUUCCUCUUCCUAAAACCAGCCGUGAACGUGACGCCGGAGGAGCUCUCCAGAGUGAUGGCGGGCAACCUAGAGUCAUGCUUCCACCUAAGCCAGCUGAUGCACCCUCUCCUCAAGACCUCCGGCAAGGGCAACGUCGUCAACAUCUCCGGCAUAUCAACUGUUACCGGGUUCCCAUCUCUUCCCAUUUGUGCUUUCUGUGCAGCAAAAGGAGCGAUGAAUCAAAUUAAAUUACCAAGAGCCUAGCUGUUGAAUGGGCGAGCGACAGGAUGCGUGUGAACUGCAUCGCGCCAGGCGUCAUCGCUACACACCUUGUUGAUGAUGUACGUUGAAUUAAUACUCCCACAUAUGUACACCAAUUCUGUUACAAAGGCGGGUGUCUUUUUUCCGUCACAAUUAGGUUAGUUUUGGCACAGCUCUGCAUUCAAGAUUUUCUUAACUUGGUUAUUUCUAAUUCUAUAAAUCUAAUUUAUAAAUCCAGAUCUACGAUUAUUUUGAUAA